Messenger RNA from Dreissena polymorpha, 3332 nucleotides. RefSeq lists its product as uncharacterized. NCBI's taxonomy places the organism in Eukaryota, Metazoa, Mollusca, Bivalvia, Myida, Dreissenidae. The record is from RefSeq and is a predicted model, not a curated record. The coding region runs from base 1749 to 3332 and encodes 527 amino acids. The transcript is spliced from 10 exons.
AAUCGCCAUCUUAAAAUUCUUAGCGAGAAAGCCUGUGUAUUAUUUGCGUAUUAUUUUAAGCACUAAUAGAACUGUUAUAACAACGAUUGUUCAUUUAAAUAGGUAAUGUUGUUACAUGUACAGUCAUGAGUCUGCGUCCGAAAUUCGAGCGAUUACCCUCUGGGGAUCUGCAAAUGAUUCGCCGAGAGGUCCCUGUAAGCACAGGCAGCCUUCCUGCACUGUGUCAGUCACCAGAUGUGGUUGAGGAUCAGGCGGUAGCUGGAAAGUAUAGGGGACAGACUGGGUUGUGGAAACGCCCUAGGAUUUUGUGCAUAUAUUGUGUAUGACAUGAGGAAGGAUGUGCGGGUAGACACUCCUUUGUCGGCAAACAACUUUGCCUUGAAGGAGUACGUCAACUCAUUUCCACAAGGCAAGGAGGCUGUAGAGCACCACAAGGCAAAGAAGGAAAAAAUGCCGACACCCACUGCCAGUACUCCAACCACCAAGGCAGAGCUGUUCAGCAUGAUUCCCGCUGACCUAGCCUUGGUGCUGAUGUUUAUCCAACAAGAGGUAAUGAUGUAUUUAUCCGGUGUCUGUGAUACCUUUUCUGUAAAAUUAUAUAUCCUUGGCUUUUGUUCUACUAUAUCAAUAGAUAGCUGGUGUUGGUUGUUGUCUGCUAUACUGAUAAAUUUCACCUGCUCAUUGUGUUUCUAUUUUUAAUAUCGGUUUCACCUCAAGUCGUAAUUGCAAGGUUUUUUCUGUCACGCCUUUUUAUUUAACAGAUGUUUACCUUUAUAUUUAUUAACCUUACAAAACAGUUUUCUUUCUUGCUUCUUUAGCCUGCCUUUAAUUGCUUAUUGAUAGCCUUUCAUUUUAUUUCUAAUAUGCUAUUACUUCUUCAUAGUUUUUAAUUAUUUUCAUCAUUCAUCACUGCAAUCACACUAAUUAUUUAUGUCAUUGAAGUGUCACUAACUGGAAUGAAUUAAUAUUUCUUAACCUUAAUGCCAAAAUUUCUUUUUAUAUUAAAUAUAAUGUUUAGUAAAAAGUCUAUACUUCUAUUGUAAUUUGUUGUAGAAAUUACAAUACUGAAUUGUAUUCAAAAAGUUGUUUAUGUGAAUAAAAUGAUUUAAUUAAAUGGUUUAGACAUUAUUUUAUUAUAUAACUAAAAUAAUUAUUGAUUAAAAUAUAAUAUUAUUUAUUAUUUAUAGACAAAAUAAUUUACAAAUAUAUCUUGUUAAUGGUUUGGAGUUUCUUUAGUGAGUUUUUCUUUAGUGCCAACUAGUGCACAACAGCCACCUGCAACCAAGCCACCACCAGCUACCAUCACUGCCUCUCAGUCUGUAUUGACAACCAAGCCCCCUGGAGAGCCCUGUAGAGAGUCGCUAGAUGUGGGCCAUGGCACGACAGUUAGACUGCCACCAGCUACCACAAUUGUCCCUUUGCGGACAACCAAGCCCCCUGGAGAGCCCUGUUAAGGGUCGUUAGAUGUGGAGCAACCUUCUGCCUUCACAGAAUUGAUGAAGCCCACAGUAACAGAAUUUCCCUUCAUCCAGAGCUGGCGAGCCUGUGUGCCAGAGGUGGACCAGCAGUGGAUUUCUAAAUCCCUGUUCACUUACAGCAGUAAGGGCCACCCAAAGCUGGAUGACAGAAAGCUAGAUGGCUUUUGAUAUUACCCUCCUAAGCCCCAGCCACUACCAAACCAAAAGCCAAGGCUUGACAGAUAUUUCGGACAUCGGCUGUUCCUAUGGAUCCCACAGCGGUUAUGCAGGAUGGCGCUGACCUGUCCCUUCUGCAGGGUGACCCAUCUUACCAAGCAGGGUCUGUACCGGUUGACCAGGAUGGUGCUGGACAUAGAUUCUUUUUACAUUCUUGCAACUGAGAAUUUGCACUGUAUCAAGUGCAAGAAAAAUCAGAUAGGCUGGAGUGAUGCCAUAUUGGACCAGCUGGAUCCGGCUACCAGGUCUUUGUUUCCGGUACAGAUGAUGUACCAUAGCGCAUGUGACAAUCGUGUCAUUUACUUGUUGCGCCAGAGAGGCUUAGGUAACAGUCCUACUCAGCUGCAGAAGCAGAGCACGGAGCUGCACAAUUUACGUUGGACAAAGCAACAACUGCAGUACAUGAGCGACUGUGCUUUGUACUGCAAGUCGGUGCAGUCUGGGUUAAUUCUGACAACUUUCGAAGAGCCGCCCCCACACUACCCAUUACCAACAUACCAGUGGUUUCUUCGUGUUUAUCAGCAGGAGGUUUUAUCUCGGUCGGAAGAGGUCAAGGCGGCAGUGACAUCCAUCUUUGGUCGGGUAUUAAAGAUGGACUCUACUAAGAAGGUAACCAAGAAGCUGGCGGGUAAAGCUGCUCGGACAGCUGCGUGGUCCACUUACCUGGGUAAUGAGUAUGGCCAGGUACUCAUGAGUGCUAUUACAGCCAUCGAAGGGUGUGGACUGGAGGAGAUGGUGUCAGGCAUCCUGAGACGCUAUUCGGAGGCUGAUGUUUUACCGCCAGUCCUGCUGUAUGUGGACAGCAACUGUUGCGGGAAGUCCGCACUGAUGGACAUUUUCAGGAGUGCUUGGCCUCACUUUGUCGUGGGAUUGGAUGUGUGGCACUUCAUGCAGCGUCUUGCUGUAGGGGUCACAACGACAACGGACACCCACAGACUGUACGCUACAUUCAUGGGUCAGCUUUCAGCCGCCAUCUUCCAGUGGGACAGGACCGACCUGAAUCUCCUUAAGUCAGCAAAACGGGAAGAACUUAUUCAUUCCAACAUCCAAAACCCCUCUGACUCGGAUAUCCAAGCCCGUCUAGACCGGAAGGAGUUGUCCCUGCACUGUUGUCGAAUGACUCGAAGCACAGAGGUCAUCAGGGAGAGGAUCCAGGCUGUCUUGGAGUUGUUCGAUGGUGACUCUGGAAGGGAUACCAUGGGUGUACCACUGCUUCAUCAUGAGCGUAUCUGGGAGCUCUGGAAACAGCAGCAGAAGCAUGUUGAGUGCCUUCAGGACCCUAAAGGUGUACAGCUAUACACUCAGACAGGCACACUGAAGAAGGGGGGUGUGGUGUUGCCUGUGUAUCGCUGUGCGCGAGGAUCUACCUCCUUAGAGUCUUUCCAUCUGCACUUACAGCGAUUCAUUCCUGGAACCAGUGCUAGCGCCAGCAACUUCCAGACUUACCUGCUGGAGGGCCUGAUGCACUGGAACGAAGACAGACGGAUUGCUGCAACCAGCACUGAGAAGGAAACUGUAUUGUAUGACGCACGGUUGAAGACCGCCACUAACAGACUGAGUCAGAAGCUCUUCAACAAGAAUAUUUUCCCUACAUUCCAGCCUCCAAACAAAUACACUGCCAAACUGGUAAGCCUCUAG